UUCCUGCUAGCCGCCGCCGGCCGGCCGGAGAGAAAGGAGUGCGCGCGGCCGUGACGUGAACGGCGGCGGCAGAAGGACAACAAGCGUCGAUAGAAAAGGAACCGGUUUGCUGUUGCCUCUUGUGCGCCUCAGCGGACGCUGAGACAUCAGUCGCCAGUAUGCCGAUAGCCAGGAGGGCUUGGAUCAACUGGAUCGUCGCCCUGCAGGCUCUGGCGGUGGCGAUCGUGUUCACGUGCUCCAGGGAGUGCCUCUGUGUGCCAAUCGUAACGCCGUCCAAGGGCAGGACUCGCUUCGCGAACAUCUCCAUCCACAAUAACCAACCGCACCGCAAGCCUCUGCCCAGUGUGCACAAGCUCAACACUUCUUGCCUUCAGGACAACAGCUUCUGCGAGACCCUCCCUGGCUACCCAAAGGAGCUCGUGACGAGCGUGAUGACGCUCCGCGGUGCGCCAUUCCGGAGCUACUUUGCGGAGGUGGACCGCGACGAGGCCCUGCUGGACGACCUGGUGCCGCCGUCGUCCGAGCAGCGGGUCCGCGUGCCCUUCGGCAGCGACGUGGACGAGGCGCAGGUGUGCGACGUGCGCGUGGAGGUGCGCUACCCGCGCUUCGGCGUCGACAAGGACGGCGACAUGCGCCUCAUCGUCAACGAUGGCGGCGACUUCAAGCAGCCCGUGCGCGUCGAAGUCUGCAGGAACGAAGGCGGCACUUGCGACCGGAUCCACGACAUGCUGCCGGCCGGUCACUCGACCCGCUGCGCCACCAAGUACGUGAACCGGGUCCUGGUGGCGCUCUUCACCGAGGACAACCGCGUCGAGCCCAAGCCCACCAAGUUCGCCUUCCCGGCCGCCUGCGUCUGCUACGUGCGCACCUAUUACUACCCGAGCAAAGUGUGAACAGGGCCACGCCAAGCGCCUCUGCACGCCGCUGAUGAUGGACUGCACUUGGCAGCGCGUUCGCGGUGCGCGGAGAUGUUGCGGCCAAGUAGGCACGAAGCCAACGAGUGGCCGGCCUUGUGCCGGUGUGCUAGGACCACGGCAGCUACGCCGAACCGCGCUCCGUUUCGCACGGACUAUGUCGGCUCCCAGCCGCAGGCCCAUAGCGUACGACGCUGGUCUUGACCAAGUCUUCCCUUCCCGGUGCAAUGUUUCCCCGCCAGACACGCCUCGCCGAGUGACCAUUUCAUCUCGGCAGCGCUGUACUCACGGCAUACCUUGCCUUUCUUUUAUUUUUUCUCGUUCCGUUUCUUUAUAUCUUUUCAUGGCAAAGAGUAUGUGUUCUUGAGUGUAUAGCGCGAAUGGGGCACUUUAGAGUCCAAAGUUCCCUCGCGAUGUAUCUUGGGCGUGGAUGCAAGGAAACAAUUAUAGUGAAAGGCAGAAUUCAUCAGAGAGAGCAAAAGGCGGGACGACUGGUGGACUUGCCGUCCUUUAGAAUGAUGGACAUAUGCUGCCUACGUCUUCCUGUUGCGUAAGGGCCCCCACCGCUGGACUCGGGGCUAUAGAAAAACAGCAAUUAGAUUGCUGAAAUACACGCAUGAUGUUUUAUCAAAAAUGCAAGCACACACUGUGCAGCAGGCUCUAGCAGUAAAAAAAAAAGAAAAGCUUAAGUGGAAAAAGGUCGCUCGAUAUAAGGCUUGCAUGGUGAUACGCAAAAGCCUAAAUAAGCACUUAUUGAUUGUUUUAGGCCUUUUUGUUUUUGUUUCCUUGUAAGUAUUUUUUUACUCCUUUUUUUUUUACUGCUGGUAGGAUCGUUAGUUGGGAACCGGUGUAAGGGGUGCUUGCCCUACGGGCUUCCUGCCAGAUUUGCUCAAGACAUACGCCAAUCUGUCGCUCACUUCAAAUAGCGAGGGGGAAAACAUAAAAGGAACCUUAGUGAACAAAGUUUUUCAGUUGAUUUGUUAUUUUCAUUUCUUCUUUUAUUUUUGCCUGUGCCACUCUCGAGAUUACGUAACAUGAGGGUGGGAAUACAGGCGAAAAAGACGAAGGAGGGCAUGACGACAAUAAACGAGCAGCAGAUAAUUACGUAAUAUAACGCAUUCGUAAAAAACAAGAUAAACCAAUUUUCUUUACAGGGGUCAGUUCGUGCUCCCUUCCUUUUUCUACCAUCAAUACUGAAAAGAUCUUGGCGCCUCAUUUUCAAAUCACUGUACUGCAAUAAACAUUGCUUCAUGAUGAA
Molecule: messenger RNA, 2172 nt
Organism: Dermacentor albipictus
Lineage: Eukaryota; Metazoa; Arthropoda; Arachnida; Ixodida; Ixodidae
Biological process (GO): central nervous system formation; innate immune response
Cellular component (GO): extracellular region
Molecular function (GO): growth factor activity; Toll binding
Source: RefSeq, a predicted model, not a curated record